Aspergillus bombycis is the source of this 1239-nucleotide messenger RNA. RefSeq names its product TDT family transporter. NCBI's taxonomy places the organism in Eukaryota, Fungi, Ascomycota, Eurotiomycetes, Eurotiales, Aspergillaceae. Bases 1 to 1239 code for a protein of 412 amino acids. Gene Ontology annotation, biological process: sulfite transmembrane transport; transmembrane transport. Gene Ontology annotation, cellular component: plasma membrane. The transcript is spliced from 5 exons. The record is from RefSeq and is a predicted model, not a curated record. Gene Ontology annotation, molecular function: sulfite transmembrane transporter activity.
AUGGCCCAGGACACCACAGAGAGAGCGUCGCAAAGAUGCUUAGCAAACGGAGGCCAAGCAGGGGCAGAUCCCAAGAUCUCAAAACAUGAGACUGGCUUCCGUUAUAUCAUUCGGAAUUUUACUCCGGCAUGGUUUUCAGCAAAUAUGGGAACUGGGAUCGCGUCAAUCCUGCUCAAUACAUUGCCGUACAAUGGGAAAUGGCUCUACUGGAUAUCGGUGGUCCUAUUUGCUUUUAACGUGCUGCUAUUUCUCGUCUUCCUACUUAUAACAGCCCUUCGGUAUCUGCUAUACCCCGACAUAUUCCCGGUUAUGGUCACCCAUCCAGCACAGUCAAUGUUUCUAGGGACCUUCCCCAUGGGCCUUGCCACAAUCAUCAACAUGUUCUGCUUUGUUUGCGUACCGGCAUGGGGAGUCUGGGCGAGUUACUUCGCCUGGGGUUUGUGGAUUACCGAUGCCGUUGCCUCUGUGUUAACGUGCUUCGUGUUGCCGUUUAUUAUGAUGACACGUAAAUCGGAUAUCGCCCUGUCUGCCAUGGGCGCCGCAUGGCUGCUCCCCGUUGUGUCAUGCGUUGUGUGCGCAGCAUCCGGCGCCAUUGUCGCAGACGUAUUGCCAGAUCCCGACUACGCGCUCGGAACAAUUGUCGUCAGCUAUGUGCUAUGGGGGGUCGGAGUACCUCUUGCACUGAUGAUAAUAGUCAUUUUUCUCAUGCGGCUGUUGUUGCACAAGUUACCCCCAAAAGAGGUCCUAGUGAGCAUGUUCCUACCUCUCGGACCUCUCGGACAAGGCAGCUAUGGAAUCCAAAAGCUAGGCCAAGUAUCCCAAAACAUCUUCCCGAAAACCGACGUCCUGCGACCGGGAACUGGUGACGUAUUCGAAAUGCUUGGCUUUUUCAUCGGACUCCUGCUAUGGGCCUUCGGACUACUCUGGCUUUUCUUCGCCGUUGCAUCUAUCGUUCGUACCAGGAAGUUUCCGUUCAAUCUAGGCUGGUGGGCAUUCACUUUCCCUCUCGGUGUCUAUGCCACCAGCACUUGCCAGCUAGGCCGAGAAAUGCCAUCGCGUUUCUUCCGGGUGCUUGGGACGAUCUUCUCCAUCUGUGUGGUGUUAUUGUGGAUAUUGGUGACCUGUCUCACCGCUCAAGGCGUGUAUAACAGAAGUCUGUUCAAAGCCCCCUGUUUGGCAGACUUGCGUGAAAAGCAGCGGAGGCUAAGAGAGCAGCAGAGUGAGGUGGAAGGGAAAUAA